AUGAAAUUGCUGCUUGUUGUUGCUGCUGUUCUGGCUGUAUCCAGCUGUGCCAGCAUCUCUCUGGAAGAUCUGGAGUUUCAUGCCUGGAAACUCAAAAUUGAAAAAUCCUAUGCCUCUCCAUCAGAGAAGGCUCAAAGGAAGCAGAUCUGGCUCAACAACCGCAAACUUGUGCUAAUUCACAAUGCUUUGGCAGACCAGGGUUUGAAGUCCUACUGCCUUGGGAUGACCCAGUUUGCUGAUAUGGAAAAUCAAGAGUACAAAAAGCUGAUUUCCCAGGGCUGCCUUGGCUCCUUCAAUGAUUCUCUGCCUCGACGUGGCUCUACCUUCAAUCGGCUGCCUAAAGGUACAGUCCUGCCCAAAACUGUUGACUGGAGGGAUAAGGGAUACGUUACUAAAGUUAAGGAUCAGCAGCAGUGUGGCUCCUGCUGUGCCUUCAGUGCAACUGGUGCACUGGAGGGUCAGCACUUCAAGAAGACAGGAAAGUUGGUGCCUCUAAGUGAGCAGCAGUUGGUCGACUGCUCUUGUAAAUUUCGCAACCAUGGCUGCAAUGGAGACUUGAUGAACUGGGCCUUUCAGUACAUCAGAGACAAUGGAGGAGUUGACACUGAGAAGUCCUACCAUUAUGAGGCUAAAGAUGGACAAUGCCGUUACAGGUCUAAUUCUAUUGGUGCCAAAUGCAAUGGUUAUGUUAAUGUAAGUCCAUUUGAAGAAGCCCUCAAGGAAGCCGUGGCUACUAUUGGACCAAUAUCUGUGGCCAUUGAUGUUUCUCAUAAGUCGCUUCAGCUCUAUGAAUCAGGAGUGUAUGAUGAACACAGGUGCAGCAACAUACACUUGAACCAUGCUGUGCUGGCUGUGGGUUAUGGCACUGAGAAUGGACAUGAUUACUGGCUGGAAAAGAAUAGUUGA
Messenger RNA from Oreochromis aureus, 906 nucleotides. RefSeq names its product procathepsin L-like. Bases 1 to 906 code for a protein of 301 amino acids. Gene Ontology annotation, biological process: immune response. The record is from RefSeq and is a predicted model, not a curated record. NCBI's taxonomy places the organism in Eukaryota, Metazoa, Chordata, Actinopteri, Cichliformes, Cichlidae. Gene Ontology annotation, cellular component: lysosome. Gene Ontology annotation, molecular function: cysteine-type endopeptidase activity. The transcript has 7 exons.